AUGUUGAGAUACUUGUUCGCUUUGCAAAUAAAACGUGACUUGGUUACGGGCACUUUACUGUGCAGUGAGAAUACGGCUGCACUACUAGCUUCAUACAUUGUCCAAGGUAAUAUUCAUACUGUUUAUGUUGAAAUUGAUUCUUUCCAGCACAAAAAUGUAUCAAUGUCUUCUUCCCGGUUACUGAACGUCCCUAAAACAAUUAUUAACCUGAAAUCGGUGAUUUUAUACAUGAAGAAUACAGAAACCAUUGCCUAUUUAAAACCAUUAAGAUUACUUCAUGAACCGAAUGAUGAGCGCCUACGUCGAGUUAGAGAUUUUCACAAAGCUCAUGUUGGAUUAACGCCAACAGAGGCAGAUUUCGCUUUACUGGAUACAGCAAGAAAAAUUGAAUUCUAUGGUGUUCGCUUACAUUUUGCUCGGGAUCAUGAAGGUUUAGCACUAAAUCUCGCGGUUACACACCUUGGCUUACUAGUGUUUCAAAAUUUGAUAAAGGUGAAUACAUUUUCUUGGGCGAAAAUACGUAAAUUAAGUUUCAAACGGAAAAAAUUUCUCGUCAAAUUGCAUGCAGAUACUUAUGAUACAAUUGAAUUUAUUUUCGAUUCGCGUGACGAGUGCAAACAAUUCUGGAAAAAAUCAAUUGAACAUCAUACAUUUUUCCGGUGUACCUAUCCUGAUCGUUCAUUACAAAGACGUUCACGCCUAACAUCGAGUGGAUCAUCAUAUAGAUACAGUGAUGUAACACAACUCAUUUUUGAAACAUUGUGUCAAAAUGCCAAGUUUGAAACUCGUGCCCAGUCGAUUGGUUCUUUACUUCUUUUACAGUUUAUUUUAAGAGUUGUAGAAGUAAGUAGUUUAAUUGCCGAGGCCCUAAUAACUUUGAAAUAUUCAUCACUGUAA
This is a messenger RNA of Heterobilharzia americana, 897 nucleotides long. Lineage: Eukaryota; Metazoa; Platyhelminthes; Trematoda; Strigeidida; Schistosomatidae. The record is from the annotation of a GenBank genome assembly.